AUGUCUCCACGGUUCUUGUUAUUCACUGUGGCGGCAGUUGCCCUUGGAAGCACAGUCCUACCAUAUAGUACUCCUGCACCAUCCUACAAUGCUCCCUCUCCAACCUACAGUGCUCCUGCUGCAUCCUAUCAUGCCCCAGCCCCUGCUGGGCCUGCGCAGUAUAACUUCAACUAUGCAGUGAGGAACGACUACUCUGGAAAUGACUACAGUCAUCAGGAAAAUCGUAAUGGUUAUGAUACUCAAGGAGCUUACUACGUUCUCCUUCCUGACGGCCGUGUGCAGAGAGUUGCAUAUACCGUGAACGACGACUCCGGAUACGUUGCCGAAGGUACUUACGAAGGAGAGGCCCAAUACCCAGCUUAUCAACCUGCCCCUUCUCGCUCCUACCAACGGGCCCCCGCCCCUCCCUACCAACCAGCUCCUACUCCUUCCUACCAAACCACUCGUAGCUAUGCGUAA
Messenger RNA from Penaeus monodon (black tiger shrimp), 459 nucleotides. RefSeq names its product cuticle protein 7-like. The record is from RefSeq and is a predicted model, not a curated record. The transcript has 3 exons. Bases 1 to 459 code for a protein of 152 amino acids. NCBI's taxonomy places the organism in Eukaryota, Metazoa, Arthropoda, Malacostraca, Decapoda, Penaeidae. Gene Ontology annotation, cellular component: extracellular matrix.